GUGCGCGACGUGUAUUUUUGUAUGCACUCGCGAUUGUGGUCAGCUAGCGCUGUAGCUACAUGUACGUGGUGGUCUUAUAUCAAAUACACGUACAACUGCACUAGUAAAUUAACUAGACUUCAUAUCUAACUGGCGAGCAAAAUGGCACCGACGCAUCUGAGCAGUACUUCUCGCCUUUGAGCGGGAUUGGCGCACAUCUGGGCCAACCCAGCGUUGGCUGUUUGCGGAGUUCCUGCUAGUAACUACUGCAGAUCAUCUGUGACCAAAAGAUCAGUCCAUACCUGCUCGCGAGAACCAUCGAAAAUCACCAGUGUUAGUUUGGAAGCAGGACCCGAUUUGGCCCGGGAACUCGCUCGGUUGUCAUUGUCGCUGUGUACGUGGUGGGGAGGUAACGCGGAUUGCGUCAUCAAAUUUGUUGGGAGUCAGUCAUCAACAGCUCACUGCGAACUGAAAUACUCUUCACGUGUGCCUGUGUUGUGAAAUAACAACACUAAAUGUCAUAUUUAUGACGAGUGAACGAAUUCCACGUCUUUAAGCAUCAAUACUGAAAUAUUUUCUUCCUCAGGCAGAACUGAACUGCUGAGCAGUUUCAAGUUAUUCCACCGUGGCCAAAAAUAUACAUCAUGCCUGAGUCUCUUCGUACCUGAUCGUGCAUAUGUACACACACGUAGGCCUACACGUACAGUGUACAUGUACAGAUAGACUCUGAAGACUUCUAUUUUCUCAGGAAAUGUCGGACUUGUAGUUUUAUUCUUUGCUUGUAAAUAGUGUACAGAUUCGUAUUUUAUCACGAACUUUCAAGGACUGCUUUACCCGAUUGUAGGCGCAGAACUCCAGUUGACCGUUGUACGACUACAUGUAGGAUUACGUGGCUUAGCCUAGGCUCCAUUGUCAUUCUGUGGAUGGGAUAUUGACCUUUGUUUGUCUCGUGACUAAAUCUGAACAGGCAUUUCACAAUCAACUGUCACCCGCUCUUGCCCUGGACUUUCGCAAAAGGUUAUUGCAGGUUAACCCUGAAGUCUUCCAUGUGAUAGGUAUUACCCAACAUUACAUCAAUAUCAUCUUCACUCGUGGACUUCAACUAGUUUGCAAGUUUGGCUUUGAGGACUUUGGCGUUGACUUGACACAGCUUCAUUUGUUGGGGUCAGGUAACUAGUUACUGAGCGAUUUUUUUUUCAACGGUGAGGCCGAUGAACGUUCAACGCUCUCUCCCCAUUCCGAUCCAAAAUGAUCGGAGUCGGAGAAAAGCGUUUGUGCAUUUGGACACACCACCCGAUUUAACCAAUUCAUAUUGCAGUUUCAGUCCGAAUUUAUCGGCACCUACCCCACCGAAUUUUGUACCCAAGGAACCUCAUGUCCUGUCAAAGAUCGGUGGUUAUCUUCUUACUGAGGAAACUGAGUUGAGUGUGUUCCGUGCACUGGAUGCAGUUACUCACGAAGAAACAAAAUGCAAAGUUGUGGAGGCAAAGAAGUACACAGAGAAGUUUGCGCCAAACUUCAAGCUUGAGCCACAUGACAAUAUAUCCCAGAUCCAAGAAGUGCUCAUUGGAGAAGAGAAGGCUUACGCUUUCUUCCUGCGUGACUAUGGUGAUAUGCACCAGUAUGUUCGCAGCAAGCGUAAGCUGAAAGAAGAGGAGGCAAGCAGGCUCUUCUAUCAGAUGGUAUUGGCUGUUGUUCACUGCCAUGAAGCGGGCAUUGUGCUGCGAGAUCUUAAGCUACGCAAGUUCACCUUUAAAAAUGCUCAAAGAACGGAACUCAUGCUAGAGGGUCUUGAAGAUGCUUACAUUCUUGACAACAGUAAUCGCGAUCUACUCUGUGAUAAACAUGGCUGCCCAGCAUAUGUUAGCCCCGAGAUUCUAAACAGUGAACCUUGCUACUCUGGUAAGUGUGCCGACGUGUGGAGUCUGGGAGUUAUCCUGUAUACAAUGCUUGUUGGGCGCUACCCAUUUCAUGACACGGAGCCCAGUUCAUUGUUCACAAAGAUCCGACGUGGGAAGUUCACUGUGCCUGAUUUUGUGUCAUCUCAGGCUAAAUGUCUUUUACGUAGCAUCAUGCGUGUUGAGCCAGCAGAGCGUCUUACAGCGGAAGAGGUUCUUCAUCAUCCAUGGUUUCGUCAAAACACUGGCGUAAUCAAUCCAUUCCUGGAUUCUAGUAAAAUGCUUGACCAGACGGUUCCAGAUUUCUCAUUGCCAGAAAGUGAUGACAUUUUCUUAUAGCUAAUUCUUUUUGUUAUAAAGGUGGAAAUUGAACAAGGUUGUGAAUUUCAUUACAUCUGAUUGUUUGAGCAAAUGCAAGUGCUUCUAGGACCACAUGAGCUGUAAGAUCUUUGAGAAGUGAUGUUCAUUUUCUUUAACCAUAGUUCAAAGUUUGGUUUGUUUUACUUCAUAGCUUGACGUUUUUGGCAGAAAGCAUAUGUUAAUUUUACGUGACAUUUUCAUUUCUUAAUCACAACACACAUAAAUGGAUUAAGCCUGUCUGGAAUGAGGUACAGUAUACAUGUGCAUCCAUAUGUGCAGUACAGAACAUUUUCAGUGAUUUUAAACAGUUUAGUCAACAUUCAAAUAUUAGUCCAUUGCCCUAAAAUAGUCAACAAUUCUAGAAGUUUGUGGUUUAUUUUUGUUGUUCGGCAGAAUUCUCCAGAUGUUGGCCUACAGUUUAUGAAUAAACUUAGUCACUGUGUAGCAUCCACAUGCACAAUUCUUGAACAAAGAAAUUUUUGCAGAUUUUUAUGUUGACUAGACUUGGAGUAGAUCCGUUUUUCUUGAAUUAUGGGUCGGUCUAUCGUAUUGUAAUACAAUUUUUUACUCUAUACUGGUUUUUUUGGGGGGGUGGGGGAGUCCUGUUGCAAUGUACAUGUAAUAAAUUUCAGAUCACUCAGAUUAUCUAAACAUAAGGAUUUAGAAGUUGCUGUUUGAAGCAAUUAAAUGUACAGUUGAACCUCGGUAAUAAGAGGUCCUUUGGACGUGCAAGAUUACCUUUAUUUACAGGAAGCUUGUAUUUGAACGAAUGAAAAAAAUGUUGAACAAAAGAUUCAGACUUAAAUGAGUUAUGAGCAGACUAGCGCCAUGGAUGACACAGAUAUUGACAAAUGGGAAGAGCCACCAACGUAGGGCUGGACGGCUCAGUUGGUAGAGCACUGGUACAGUUUUCCAAAGGUCAUAGGUUCAGAUCCCACUUUAGUAAAUUUCUUUGUACAUGUAAUUACUUAUACACUCCUUGUCAAGUUCCCUGCAUACAUGUACAUUGUAUUUUGUUUCAUGAUCAGUGCUCUUAUUAAUGAGGUUUGACUGCGUUUAAAUUAAAGGACUCGUUAUCAAGAUCAGAAGAAUCAGAAAAUAGCUAGAUAUAAAUGUCUUUCCUGAUCUUUUUUUUAUUUGUGGCUCUUCUAUGAAAACAACUGCAACAAAUCAUAGUUUCACACCUGAAAUUUCAAGUGACGGAUUUACAUGAAUGCGAAAGCAUCUGAAAUUCAUGCAUUUCUGGCCAUUCUUUAAAUACAUUAUUGCCGAGUUAAUUCCAAGAAAUCAUUUGGAUUUCUAAUUCAGUAUAACAGGUCAAAACAUUACUAGGAUUAUUAAAUUACAUUAUUAAACUUGCAUGUGUAAAUUUCUCGAAAUACAUGUACGUCCAUGGCCAGAUAAGUGUUCUCACUUUUCUGAAACCCCAGUCCAUUUUAGGUGCCCUAUGUCCUUGAUGAAAAUGAUGAUCGGACCUCAUUGUAACCCAUUCUCGCUGCACAUACCGAAUUUGUAUAAAACAUUUUAUUUACAUAGGCCUAAAUCAAAUUCACCACCAAGCAGCUUUUAUUUCUCUCAGUUGUACAUUUUGUAACUAUGUAUACAUAAAAAAGUCAUGUAAAUUUCUAGUGUACGCUCCAGUGGGAAAAAUGGAAUUUUAUGCUGUGCAUAAAAAUCUAGUUGGUAUGGUGUUUACAUCCCCAUAAAUUCUUCAUUUGUUUGUUUAAAAUUAAUGUAGGUGUACAAAUGUUUGUUUGAAUAAAAGGUUUUACUUAACUUUCCACUGCCAAAUAAAUGUGUCAAAAACUGAUA
Acanthaster planci (crown-of-thorns starfish) is the source of this 4049-nucleotide messenger RNA. Its product is annotated as tribbles homolog 2-like. Gene Ontology annotation, cellular component: nucleus. The record is from RefSeq and is a predicted model, not a curated record. Gene Ontology annotation, molecular function: ATP binding; protein kinase activity; mitogen-activated protein kinase kinase binding. Lineage: Eukaryota; Metazoa; Echinodermata; Asteroidea; Valvatida; Acanthasteridae. Gene Ontology annotation, biological process: protein phosphorylation; regulation of MAP kinase activity; positive regulation of proteasomal ubiquitin-dependent protein catabolic process.